AUGCAAAAAACUUGCGUUCGAUUUAAAGAGAGGAGCGGGGAACCAGACUACGUGUACAUCAAGUACGAAUUUUUACAAAGAUAUUCUCAUUCACAUCUCGGGAGAAAAGGCGGCAAGCAAACUUUAAAUGUUCACGGUGAAGCCUUUGACAAAAGAACGGUCCUGCAUGAGUUGGGGCAUGUCUUAGGUUUGGAGGAUGAGCAUCGACGACCAGAUCGUGACCACUAUAUCAAGGUUUUAUGGGACAACCUUGCAGCGGGAAUGUUCGAUUCCUUCCAGCCUGCCGACAGAGAGAAAACGAAUUUAUUGGGAGAGCCUUUUGAUUAUGACUCUAUUAUGAUGUACGAUGACACUUCCGGAUCCUACGAUCCUGAAAAUUUAAAAACUCUGGUGUCAAAAACGAAACAUCCUGUGCCUACUAAACUCACUACGCAACUGUCUCCUGGUGAUAUUAGAAGAAUCAACGACCUUUACCGGUGUGAGGGAAUAGAUCAAAAGCCAAAAUUCCCAUUUGAUGUCGCUUGUUCCUUUGAGGAUAAUGACUGCGGCUUCAAAGGGCUGAUGUGCUUUGAACGUGAUCAAAGUGUUUGGGAAUGGAAAAAGAAACCAUAUCGAGGGUAUAAACAGCCAGAGCCCGAUGGAGGAUACCUGAUUUGGUCUGUGAAGCCCGUUGAAAAAUUGACGACUGAGGAUAAUACUUGGAGCGUGGGUUUCUAUGGAACAAGCCCUAACCACAGCAUUCGCGGCCAAGAGGGAUGUGUCACAUUCAAGUACUCGUUCAAUACUAGCAGAAAGGGACGCCACACGCUCAAGGUUAGCAGAUAA
Molecule: messenger RNA, 825 nt
Organism: Bemisia tabaci
Lineage: Eukaryota; Metazoa; Arthropoda; Insecta; Hemiptera; Aleyrodidae
Product: astacin-like metalloprotease toxin 3
Biological process (GO): proteolysis
Molecular function (GO): metalloendopeptidase activity; zinc ion binding
Source: RefSeq, a predicted model, not a curated record